UCGAUGCGUAAUGUUGUUAAAAUAGUGUUUCGCGCCUACUCAGUCAAAAUAUAAAAUAUUUAAGCUUGUUUAUUAAAUUUUUCUUGCGAUCCCCAAAAUAAAAAUAUUUUAAAAAGAAAAAAUUAAUUUUUAUUGGAGAAAAAAUUAAAUAGUGAUGAAAAUUAUGAUUGAAAUUUGAUUUGGAAAGAAGUUUUAUAUUUAAAAAGUUAUAAAAGUGAAAAAAAAAUUUUGAAUAGAAUAAUAAUUGGAUAUCUUGUAAGGAGUAAAAGAAUGCAAUAUAUUCAGUUAAAGCAGUAAAGAAAUAUAUACAAAAAAAGGAAUAAGUAAAGUAACAUAAAAAAGUAAACACGUAAAAAAUAACUUUAGUUUCAGUUCAAUAACUGGAUUUGAAAAACCAAAAAGAAAAGAAAAAAAAAACAAAAAGGUUAAGAAUUUUAAUAAUUAUUCUGUAUUAAACAAGUACGCUUCGGAUCAUACAGAUUAAUGUUUAAAAGCAGACAAUAUUUAGGAAACAAAUCAAAUAACCAAAUGUGAGGUGUUUUGAGGGAAAAAAAUAUGGAAAUGCCUAUACAAGAUAAAAAGAUGUUAGAACGCAAAGCCGUUCAAACAGUGAUACAACAAUGGAAUACAAAUCGCAUAGAUUUAUUUGCACUCUCUGAGCCAGAUGAGAAUCUAUUAUUUCAUGGUGUUAUGCGAUUUUAUUUUCAAGAUGCUGGACAAAAGGUAGCAACAAAAUGUAUUCGAGUAGCAUCGGAUGCAACUGUUUCAGAUGUGAUAGAAACUUUAGUUGAAAAAUUUCGUCCGGAUAUGAGAAUGCUUUCAGUACCAAAUUAUGCCCUCUAUGAGGUACAUGCAAAUGGUGAGGAGAGACGAUUAAAUCCAGAUGAAAAACCAUUAUUAGUACAACUGAAUUGGCAUAUUGAUGAUAGAGAAGGACGAUUUCUUUUAAGAAAUAUAGAUCAAAAAACGACGACAAUUGAAAGUACAGACAAUAAUUUUAAAAGAAAACUAUCGAAAAGGGAGAAAAAGGAACAAAAGAAGAAAGAGAAAUUAGCAAAAUUAAACUCUGAAUCAGGUAGUAUAUCUGGUGUAGGAGGUGGCAAUAACAUUGGUAAUGGUAGUAAUGAUGCAAAUCAUGUUGCAGAAAAAUUAUAUACUGAAUUACCAGAAACAUCAUUUACACGUUCAAUAUCAAAUCCAGAAGCUGUAAUGAGACGUCGUAGACAACAAAAAUUAGAGAAAAAAUUACAACAGUUUCGUUCGAGAGAUGGUGGACCAGAUACUGGUGGAACAUUAAAGAUAUAUGGAGAAAGUUUAUGUCGUGAUGUGCCUUAUAAAACUUUAUUAUUAUCGAUACGAGAUUGUGCGCAAGCAGUUGUUAGAGAAAUGUUAACAAAAUAUGGUUUAGAAAAAGCUGAUCCGCUACAUUAUUGUUUAGUUCAAGUUAAUAGUGAUGGUACAGAAUAUAUAUUAGAUGAUGAUGAAUGUCCUUUAUCAAUUUUAAUGAAUCAUCCAACAUCUAGAGGUUCUAUCAUGUUUCAUGUAAGACGACGUCCAGCCGAUUCACAGCCAAGAAGAAGAAAAAAGAAACCUCUUGGUGUUCCAAAUGGAACAAAUAACAUAUGUGAGAGAGAAGGACCAAUGCUUGUUGAAGUAACGCAUAGUGGUGAUGGAGGUAGACGUAUUAAAUUAGGAAGUGAUCCAGUUGAGGUUGGAUCAGCAAAUACAAAUUCAUUGCAAUUAUUUGGACCAUCAAUACAAGCACGACAUUGCCUGAUAUCAUUGUUAGAGGGUGUGUGUACUGUUACACCAUUGCAUACAGAUGCAUUAACAUUUGUAAAUGGUCAUCACAUAACACAGCCAACAAUACUACACAACGGCUCUGUAGUAAUGUUUGGACGUGUUUCAUCUUAUCGCUUUAUUGAUUCACCAUCAGAUGGACGAUACAAUUUAGCAUUAUCACAAUCCCAAUUAGAUUCAGCAUGUUUAUAUGAAAGUCGAUCACCUACGUCUCCUCAAUCUUGGAAUGAUGAUGACAGAAGUCCGAAUAUAAAAACUGAUAUUGAUAAAAUACAUCAAACGAGCGGUAUGGGUGGAACAACCGGAGUGAGUAGUAUAGUAAAUGGCCCACUAAGUUCAACUGAUAAAUCUAUGGGAACUGGAGGUAGUGUUAAUAGUGCAAUGGGAACAAAUUCUAAUGAAAAUGAUAAAGUACGAGGACCUAUUAAAGAAACUGAUUUUGCUUAUGAUCCGGAUGGAAAUAUUGAAACGGAAACCAAAUCUAUAUCAAGUAUUAAAUCAGGUGGAUCUAAUAAUCAAGAAUCAAGGAAUUCAAAAAUUUCGAUGGCCGAAAUGCAACAAGGUCAGGAACCAAUAUUACCAGCAGUCUUAGAGUUUCCUGAAACACAUCAGGAGAAUUUCUUAAGACAAGUCAUCACAGAAUUAGAUGUUAAUGCACCAAAUUUUAAACUAUCACCUGUUUAUACUUUAUAUCUAUGUGCCAGAUAUCGUGCUUCAACACAUUACCGUCCCGAACUUCAGCCAACCGAACGAGCUCAUAAGUUAACAAUAUUUUUACAUCAUGUUGCCAAUUUAAUAUAUUCAAUAAUACAAGAUCAGUACAAUGAUCCACGAGUAUUGGCAUUUUGGAUGGCAAAUAGUUCAGAAUUCUUACAUUUUUUAAAAUCAGAUCGUCAUAUAAGUGCAUUUAGCGUACAAGCACAAGAAGUUUUAGCUGAAAGUGUACAAAGUGCUUUUCGUAAUUUAGUCAAUUGUUUUCGAGUAGAAUUAUCCCAAACAUUAAAUCAAUUUCUAUCGGAGAACAUUGAUCAUGAAUCAGCAGCUGGUUUUGUGUUAACUGUAUUAGGUUCAGCUAUGGCGCUUUUACGUCGUUGUCGAGUAAAUGCUGCUCUUACAAUUCAGUUGUUUUCGCAAUUAUUUCAUUAUAUUAAUGUGAUUUGUUUUAACACGAUUGUUGCAAACUCCCAUAUGUGCACAGCAGAAUGGGGUAAGGUAAUGCUUGAAAGACUUCAAUUGUUAGAACUAUGGGCUGAACGUCAAGGUUUAGAAUUAGCUGCAGAUUGUCAUUUAGCCAAAAUUAAUCAAUGUGCUCAAUUUUUACAAGCACCUAAAACAACUGUUGAAGAAAUACAAAAAUUAGCAUGCUCAUGUUUCCGAUUGAAUUCUUUACAAAUGGCAGCUUUGCUACAACAAGAACAAAUUCCAAGAAACUUAAUUGAUACAGCAAUUCGAAUGGCAGAAUCUGUAGCAGAUGAAUUAACAAGAGCGGAUGGUCGAGAAGUAAGGCUUGAGGAAUCACCUGAAUUGCAUUUAGCACUUCUCUUACCUGAUGAUGGCUUUAGUUGUGAUGUGGUACGAGGUAUUCCAUCUGGUUUGGUUGAUUUUUUAAAUCCACUACAAGCAGCGGGAAUGUGCCGAUUAGCAGCUCAACCAACAAGUAUUGGUCUUUGGACUGUGUAUAUGCAUCAGUUUAAUACGCGUUCUCCAAGCUCCAUGUCUAACAAGUUGCCUCAGCCUGAAGUUCAAGUUAUCAAACUACAUAAAAACUCUAACGGAAUGGGGCUAUCAAUCGUAGCAGCGAAAGGUGCUGGUCAAGAACGUUUAGGCAUUUAUAUAAAAUCAGUUGUUCCAGGUGGGGCAGCUGAUGCAGAUGGACGGUUACAAGCUGGUGAUCAAUUAUUAAGAGUAGACGGACAAAGUUUAAUUGGAAUAACCCAAGAGAGAGCUGCUGAUUACUUGGUUCGUACUGGUCCGAUUGUUACUUUAGAAGUAGCUAAGCAAGGAGCAAUUUAUCAUGGAUUAGCCACAUUGUUGCAACAACCAAGCCCUGUGAUCCAACGUGAUUCUGAUGAUAUAAUUCCUGUUAUUCCACCUUAUCCGACAAAUUUAAAUUAUGGAUCCGGUUCUGAUGAAAGUAUACAUAGCGUCGCUGGUAUAAAUACUGCCAGAUACGAAACUUUUCCUAUAAUAUAUAGCAACUAUCCACACAGGCGUAGAAGUUCAUCCUCUCUUCAAGAAGAACUAUGUGCUCGAGGGGAAAAACUUCACAUCGAUCCAAGGUACAGAGAUACUAGACCAAUAGCUAGAAGUUCCUCUAGUUUGAUUUUAGCAGCCGAAUAUAACAGUCCAUUGCGUUCAAAUUGGGAUGUUGGACCAGCACCUUCAAUAUUUAUAGAGCAGUAUAACGAUGAUGCAGUUACUACACAAUCAGAUAACUUAUCAAAUGAAUCGCUUACCCAAUUGAAUAUAACGCAAAUUGAAGCGCAUCAACCGUUGAAUGAGGAUAGUUUAGCUUCUUGCUCUGGCGAAAAGCUUGACCAGAUCCCAUUUAUUGACGACGGAACGCCACCAGAAGAAGAAAAACCGUAUGUUCCUCCGGAUAGUAAAGAAUUUUUCAGAAGAAGUCGCUCAAGUAUAUCUUCUGUUGCAAGUGCCGGCGGUGGUGGUAUUAUUAAGGAAGCGCGCUCGAAUUCGGGUUGUCGUAAAACCGUUAGUUUUGAUUUAAUAGAUGAUAAAUUAAAUAGUACAAGUUUUGAUGGGGAAAAUACAAAAUUUUCAAAAAAAUCUUACACAUUUGACACGAUAAGUACUAUAAAACCAAUGAGCGGUGAUAAUAAUUGCAAUAUAAAAAAGAGUGAAAAUUUGGAUCAAAAAGACGAUGUGGAAAAAGAAAAAGAAAAUGUUUUAAAAUCUUAUAAAAGUAAUACAUAUUCAAUAGAGCAAUUCGACGAUCUCGAUUUAGAUUUAUCUGAACUAAAAUCAACUUCAUCUUCAUCCAGAUCAUCUUGCAUUGGAAGCAAAGAUAUUGAAAAUGGGACCAGAAACUCAGAUAUAAAACUCGCCAAAUAUAAUAAAAAUAAAAAUUCAAAGAAGUGUAGUAAAAUCUUUAAAUUUAAAGUUCCUUUGCGCAAAUCAAAUAGUUCCUUUGAAGUACGUAGCUUUAUGUCAAAUUCUAACAGUGAUAAAACACCAAUUCUAGAAAGUUUUGAAAAGAAAACAACAAAUAAAGAAGUGAAUCGAACUGAAAUUUUGGAUGUACCAGAUGUUGAUGAUCUAAUCCCACAAUUUGGUCAAGGAAAGGUAAAAGUAAUAACAGAAUUUUUUGAGUUUGGUGCACCUAAAGGCUUUUUAGAAUAUCGUGCUAAAUCUCGCUCAAAUCCUGAAUUGAAUUUCCUUAAUACUGAAAAUACUGAACGCGAUGACUAUAGAAAUAAAAAUAUUUAUUUAAAACAAAAUGAAGUGAGACAAUAUCAAGAUAAACCAUGUAACUUAUCAAAAGAUGAAAAAGAACGCAUUUUAAAUCAGUUAAAAGAAUGGAGUUUGUAUGGUACCAAAGGGAAAGAAAAUUAUAAUGAGGAUAAUUUUAUAAUUGAUAAACAAAUAAAAUUUCAUGAAAAAUGUGAAAAUUUUGAUAAAGUAAAUUACGAAGAAAUAUCAAAUAAUCACUAUGAUAAAUCACCACAUUGUCAUAAACAUUAUCAUCACAGACAUCAUCAUCACCAUAAUCAUCGUAAUGAACUUAUAUUUCUUGCGGCGGAUACUUCCGAAACAGAAAUUGUAGAAAAAUCAAAACGAAUUGAUGAUAAAUAUUGUCAUGAUCAUCAACAUGACCAUUUAUUUCAAAAGAGUCAUUACAUUUCUUUUGUUGAUCCACUAGAACAAAUCGACAAAACCUUUAUAAAUAAUUCAAAAAAAAUUGAAGAUCAACAUGUUCCUGGAAAUAACAAGAACGCUUGUAAUUUCUGGUCAAGCGAACCAAAUUUAAUAGAAAACGAUGAAUGUGAUUUUUCUAACAUAAAUUUUUUUUUAAAUACUAAAUCAAAUCAUCACAAUAUUCACAAUGAUCCAAAUAACGUUUGUUUAACAUAUAAGGGGAAUUCAGAGAAAAGCAAUAAUAUAACAUUAACAAACAUUACCGAUAGUAAUUCAGAUAGAGAUAAAAUGCAAGAUGAACAAAUCAUACUUAAAAAUAUUAAUAAUAAUGAAAAUAAUCUUCAAUGUAAAAUUGAUAAUUUUGUGUCAAAUUCCAAUUUAAGUGUUUGUAAAUUUUGUGAUAAUUAUUAUUAUAAAAAAUUUAAUCCAAAUAAUGAAAACAACUCUUUAAGUAAUACAAUAUGCCUUCAUAAAUGUCCGUUGUGUAGUAGUAUUAGCAAUAAUAACACUUUAAUGUUAAAUUCACCGAGUAAUAUUUCAUCAUCUGCGAUUAGUGAUUCACAAUUAUGUUAUAAAAGUUAUCCUAAUUUAAUGUCAUCAUCUUUAUACUCCUCAUGUAAUUUUGCUAGCAAUAACAAUAGUGAUAAUAAUAAUAGUAAUAAUGUAAAUGGUUCUGAAAUUAAUUACUCUGAUGAUAAAAAUAAAAUCACGCCAAGAAUAGUAAAGGAAUCUCAAGAUCAUACUAACUUAUGUGAAGUUCAAAAUAUAACAAUAGACGAAUAUGAAACAUGUACCGUCAAUUUUCAUCAUUGCAUUAAUUUACCUACAUUACCAAAUAAAUCAUUAAAAAGUCCAACAUUAACAUCGAGACCAAAGAAUUUUAUGACUGUAAGAAAAUUAAAAAUAAAAAAUAUAAUUCAACAACAAAAGCAACAACAAUAUCAACAACAAAAUAGUAGUAGUAAUAGCAAUAGCAAUAAAUUAAAUGAUAUAAUUUAUAACAAGUGCACUCAAUUAAGUAAUUAUAGCCCUGCAAACGCAAAUAGUUCAAAUUCUUUAAAUAUUAAUAAAUCUAAUAUAAAUAAAUCAACUACAAUUACAAAAAUUAUAACACCAAUUACACCAAUGUUAUUUAAUAAAGACUUUAAGUCAAAUAAUUCUGAAUAUAUAAGAUUAGCUAAAAAUACAAUAUCACCAAUUAUUCGUUGUAUUAUAGAUAAUAAAAAUAACUGCACAAGAAAUUAUUCUCACAUCUUUAAAAAAUAUAGUUCAAUGAAUCCAACAAUUGAAAAAUGUUGUUGCGAAUUAAAUACUAAAGGAUCAUCAUCAUCAUCUUUGGAUUAUCAGUCAACUAAUGACAAAAUAACGUCGGAUGAUGUUGUUGAACCUAGAUGACAGAGCAACCGAAGAAUGUCUGAAAGGGACAUCAACCGCGUAGGUGAUGGAAAAAUGCCUUUAGGGCAACAACAAAUGAAUCAAUUAUUACCCAAUAGUAAAUCAGUUCCAGCUUUACACCAUGUUGGUGGGGGAG
Condylostylus longicornis is the source of this 7204-nucleotide messenger RNA. RefSeq names its product afadin (gene cno). Gene Ontology annotation, biological process: regulation of protein localization; signal transduction. NCBI's taxonomy places the organism in Eukaryota, Metazoa, Arthropoda, Insecta, Diptera, Dolichopodidae. The record is from RefSeq and is a predicted model, not a curated record. The transcript has 21 exons. Gene Ontology annotation, molecular function: cell adhesion molecule binding. The coding region runs from base 556 to 7068 and encodes 2170 amino acids. Gene Ontology annotation, cellular component: adherens junction.